Messenger RNA from Drosophila serrata, 600 nucleotides. RefSeq names its product mitochondrial import inner membrane translocase subunit TIM14. The record is from RefSeq and is a predicted model, not a curated record. Gene Ontology annotation, biological process: protein import into mitochondrial matrix. Gene Ontology annotation, cellular component: PAM complex, Tim23 associated import motor. Gene Ontology annotation, molecular function: ATPase activator activity. NCBI's taxonomy places the organism in Eukaryota, Metazoa, Arthropoda, Insecta, Diptera, Drosophilidae.
ACCAAACUGCUGGCAGCAUGCCGUGUUUCUCAUCACUUAACAGCUGACAAUAAAAUUACAUAAAUAUGGUACAUCGUUAGCUCAUUUUUGGACGAAAACAAACGUAAAAAUCUAAAAUUUCUCCCAUUCCAUAUACGUAAUUUCCACCGUGCGAUGGCAACGAACCACAAACCAACACCUCAAUUCAAGGCAAGCUCUGUAAUCCUGGCCGGACUUGGUGUGGCCGCCGUUGGAUUCGCCGGCAAGCACCUGCUGCGCCGCAUGCCCCAGAUGACAACCAAAUUCAACGAGGCGCUCAAGAACAUGCCCAAGUUCGAUGCGGAGAGCAUGGCGGCGUCGAAAUACUACAAGGGCGGCUUCGAUCCCAAAAUGAACAAGCGGGAGGCGGCUCUCAUCCUGGGCGUCAGUCCAAGUGCCACCAAGCAGAAGGUUAAGGACGCGCACAAGAAGAUUAUGCUGCUGAAUCAUCCGGAUCGAGGAGGUUCUCCGUAUUUGGCGGCCAAGAUCAACGAGGCAAAAGACUUCCUCGACAAUGCCAAGUAGUCAUCUUACUUCGCCCUUGAGUGUAAAUAAAGUAGUUUGUGAUUAGUUUAAGCUCAA